Molecule: messenger RNA, 3648 nt
Organism: Closterium sp. Naga37s-1
Lineage: Eukaryota; Viridiplantae; Streptophyta; Zygnematophyceae; Desmidiales; Closteriaceae
Source: the annotation of a GenBank genome assembly
AUGGUGCGCGCGGAGCUGCAGGCAACGCUGCAGACGUUCGCCACGGCUCUGCAGGCCAACAGGACCGCGGACGCCGCCGCGAUCUUCGCGCCCGAGGUCUGGCUGCUGCCGCCAGGCAAACCGGCGACGAACCUGUCGGAUCCGGACAGCCAGACGGCAUUCCUCGGCUCGCUCAAGGCGGCCGGCGCGCGCAUCGCGCUGACGAUCUCCGACAUGCUGCUGGCGAGGAGCAACGGCGCGAACUCCGCGGAGAACAGCGACGCGAGCAACGCGGCGACGAGCCUGGUGUACGUGGUGAUCAGCCCCAAGGGCAAGGUGCUCACGGUCGGCAAGGCCAUCGUCGUGUGGACCGCUGGCAGCAAGGAGGUGGACGCGGCGAGGGGUGAUGCGGGCGUGGAGGGCAAGAAGAAGAAGGGCGGCAAGUGGAAGCUCACGUGGGCCAUGUGGAACGACGACAUCGCUAAGAGCGACUUCCACGCACCGCUCUCGCGGUUCCUUUCCGGCGCUUCGGACUCCGCCUCCGCGCAAGUCCCGCUCAAUUGCGCGCGAAGCUCAGCGGAGACCGUGUCCCGCGCGCAGACGGCGGAGGCGGUGAUGGGAGGGGGGAGAUCGGCGGUGGUGCGGCAGCUGCAGCAGCAGGCGGAGGACCUGUCGGAGGCCGUGGCGAGCGGCGACUGCGCGCUGAUCCAGGGCUCGCUCAGCCGCGAGAUCACCUUGCUGCCGCCGCACGAGCCGCCGCGCACAAUCACACGGCUCGAGGCGAUGAAGCAGCUGUUCCAGGGGUUGGUGUACGAGGGCUUGACGUUGAACCUCACGGUGGACGACGCCAUUCCCUUCCGCCUCCUCAACCCCUCAUUUACCGUCGGUGCGGCGGACGCGCUCCGCAGCGAUGCGGGCCGCGUCGCUCUGUCGCGCGGCUCGUUCCUCCUCUCGAACGUCAGCAACGGUGACGUCAUCGCGCACGGCACGGUAAUGCUGCUCUGGGUACCGGUCCCCGAGCCGUCGCUCUCCGCGUCCCUCCGCGACCCGCCGCUGCGCUUCGCCGUGCAGUGGAUCAUGUACUCCGCCACUCCGGGCAAGCCGCCCGCCCCGCCCGCUCCGCCCUCGCUGCAUUCCCCCGCGCCCGAGGACCGCGAGGAGGGACGCGCUUUCCUGGGCGCCGCAUCGUCGGCGGCGGAAGAGCCAGCGGAACAGUCGCCCCUGCGCGAUCCUUCCGCGGAGGAGGUGCGGCCGUUCGUGCUGCGCAAGGUGCGCGACUUCCUCUCCGCGCUCGCCAUCAACGACUCCGCCGCCGCCGCCACCGUCUUUGCGCCCUCCGCCGUCGUGCUGGCGCCGGGCAGCCCGGGGAAGGUUCUCGAGUCGGACGAGGCGAAGCGCGCGUUCGCGCAGCACCUCGCGAACAAGCGACUCGAUAUAGAGACGACGCUGACGGAGCUGGUCGUGGGGUCGAGCGAGGAUUCGUCCUUUAACCAAGUGGCGGCGGCGAGCGGCGUCGAUUCGGGCGCGCGCAACAACGACUUGCAGCUGCUGCUGACGCGGUUCGACUACACGGCCAACAAGGCCAACGGCGCCGUUGCUGACGCGGGCAAGGCCGUCGCCGUGUGGGUAGGGGUGGGGAAACUCCCGUUCGAUUUGGGCGCGUCAGCGGGCGUGCAGUCGGACCCCAUCAACUGGAAGCUCUCCUGGCUCUUUUGGAACUCCGACCCCGCCCCCUCCGCCAAUGCGGAAAGCUCCGCCUUGCCCGCAAUCGCCGCCGUGGUUCCGCCGGACGUGCGGGAUCCCAAGCCCGGCCCCGUGCGCGAGCAGCUUCAGGCGCGCCUGACGGUGCUGGCGGACGCGCUGGCGCUGGGGGAUGCGGAGACGGCGGAGGACGUGCUGGUGGAGGGCCCCGUGCUCGCGCUGCCCGCGGGCGCGCGGGAGACGCUGGCGGUGACCGCGGAGGAGAAGCGCGCGCUGCUGCAGUCGCUCGUGGCGGCGGGCACGCUGCUCUCGCUGCCCAUCAGCGGAGUGCGCCUGGCGGACUUCGCCUUCCCCAAGCCCACGCCCGCGCAGCCCAACGAGGACCUGCUCUACGCGCUCUCCUGGGGGGACUACUCCGCCUCCGCCAACGGCUCGGAGACGGCGUCGGGGUCGCUGUUCCUGCUGUGGAAGCGCGAGCAGCGCAAGGUGAUCAAUGGGAGUGCGGGCGUGGAGAGCAAGGGCCGGUGGGUGUACGGCAUCGCCUGGGCCAUGUGGACCUGCACCCCCGCCAAACCAACCCCCCCGCCCUCGCUCCGCGCUGCCCUCGCCACACCUGCCGCUGAUUCCGCCCCCUCUUCCGCGCCUCUCUUCCUCUCCGCGCCGCACCCAGAGGACGUUCGCCUGGACGUCGCGUCGCUCCUCCCGCGCCUCUCCGCCGCCAUUGCGCUCGCGCAGGACAACGCGUCGUCGCUGCUUGCUCUGCUCGCGCCGUGCCUGACUCUGCUCCCGCCGAACUCGCCGCUGCUGCCCGCGGUGUGCGGCGCUGAGCGCGUGCGCGCGGUGGAGGCGUGGGCGGGCACGACGGUGCAGCUGAACCCCGUGGACGUGCAGGUCGUUGAAACGGUUCCCGGCAAGAAAGGGGCCGCGAGCGCGCUUUGGGGUGCAGUGGAGGAAGGCGAGGAGGGCGAGGAGUGGGGAGCAGAGGGAUCGAAGGGAGGAGACGGGUGGGUGGAAGAUGCAGCGGUGGAAUUUGAUGCUGAUGGAGAUGCUGGGCGGGUGGUGGGCGAUCCCAAGGGCCACGUGGCAGUGGUGGUGCGAGUGAGCUAUGUCAUUCUGUCGGAGGACGGCUUGCAGCUGCUGGAUGCGGGCAAGGGCAUCCAGGUGUGGGAGCAGCUGCCACAGCAGCAGCAGCAGCUGCAGGGCAGAAGCAGCAGCGGUGGCGGAGCGGCAUGGGCGCUCACCACCUUCGCCUGGAACUCGGACGUCGCCUCGGCUGAUGCUGACGCCACGUUGCCUGCGCCUGGCGCUACUGCAGCACUCGAGAUGGGGGCAACGGUGGAGUCGAAGGCUGCAGCUGUGACCGGGGGAGGCGAGGUGAAGCAGCUACAGGCAGCAGUGGCAGCAGCAGCGGCGGCAGUGGGCAACGGCAGUGUGGCGGAGGUGCUGCGCGUGCUCUCCCCCUCUGGCGCUGCUGUCAUGCCGCCCCACCGCCCCCUGCUGUGGAUCGAUGCUGCCUCCCUUGACAACGCCCGUGCUGCCCUGCAGCCACUGGCAUCACUGGGGUGCACGCCCAACGCCUCUCUGGACUCAGUGGCUCUGCUGCGUGCGCUCGACUCCUCCCUCUUCCUCUCCGCCGCCCACUCACCGCUCGCCAGCCACCACCACCAGGCGCUCGCACUCACCACCGGCAACUUCUCCUGCACACCCGCUCCACAUCCUGACCCCGCGGUGACAGGCAAGGCCAAGACUCACUACGGCAGCUUCGUGGCCCUGUGGGAGCAGAGCGCAGCCAAGGCUGCAGCAGAGCAGCACAGCAGCGGCAACAGCGUGGCAUGGUUAGAGAAAUCCGACAAGCGCCCCUGGUUGGUCAAGUGGGUGCUCUGGAGCAACGCUGCUGCCCCGCCUGCUCCUGCGCCUGGUCCUGCUGUGUCUACCACCAUGCCUGCUACCCUCCUUGCCACUUUGUAG